This is a messenger RNA of Ostreobium quekettii, 903 nucleotides long. The record is from the annotation of a GenBank genome assembly. NCBI's taxonomy places the organism in Eukaryota, Viridiplantae, Chlorophyta, Ulvophyceae, Bryopsidales, Ostreobiaceae.
AUGGCGCUCGUGUCGAGGCUCCGAGCCUGCAGCGAGCUGUGCCAAUGGCUGGCGGCACUGGGCCAAGGCAGCACGACAAACCUGGUGGGCGCGGUGCGGUGCGCUGACCAAGACGGGUCGGGUCAGCCCACGCCGCUGGAUGCCGCCCUGGUUCUGCCCCAUCGGUUGUUGUCGCUUCUGUUCCUCCCCGCGGCCCCCUACCGGCGAUGCGGCGCUCCUCAAUAUGGUGGAUGGCGCCAAGCCAGCCCGCAUCGCGGUGUGGAUCCCUGUGGGUGCGGCGAAGGCGAGCAUGAUUUUCGGCACCCACAGUCGGCGUUCAACAUGCCGACAACGGGGGGCUCGCAGGCCAACGGAGGCCGGUGUGUGGAGGGGUUGGGCGGUCGGUUGGUUGCGGCGUCUCAGAAUGCCGAUGAGACUUCAAGGGAGGGCGUGCUGGAUUAUUUGGAGGAGGAAGCGAGCCAGUCGGAAAGAGGAGGGAUGGGUGGUGGGGCAGGCACUGCAAGGAGGCAUUGGACCACCACUGCCGACGGCACUUCCAAGGAAUGCUGGUUGGCCGGGGAUUCGCCACUUUCAGAUUGUGGCACGAGGGACUGGAGACAAGAUGGCGUUGUGAGGGGCUUGGGGGCUGUGAAUGGCAUUUCGCUAUUGGACGAUGGGCAUCGCGAUCUUCGGAGCCAGGAACGGUUCUUGGAAUCCCUGAUGGCCAGCAGGUUUCCUGAGAAUGAGGCUGCCAUCAGGGCAAGGUUCGACAAGACCUGGUUGGCAAUGAGAGAUGCGCUGCAAGACAACAUCAUUUUUCAUUGCCCGGACUUGCCAUUCACACGGCUUUUCCGUAAGGCCAGGCGUCGAGAGGAAUUCAGGAAUGCUAUAAGACUGCUGAGUGGCACCAAUGCGUCAUCUUGA